Cladophialophora yegresii CBS 114405 is the source of this 4005-nucleotide messenger RNA. RefSeq names its product myosin heavy chain. The record is from RefSeq and is a predicted model, not a curated record. Gene Ontology annotation, biological process: actin filament organization; vesicle transport along actin filament. The transcript is spliced from 2 exons. Gene Ontology annotation, cellular component: myosin complex; cytoplasm; actin cytoskeleton. Bases 1 to 4005 code for a protein of 1334 amino acids. Gene Ontology annotation, molecular function: actin filament binding; ATP binding; microfilament motor activity. NCBI's taxonomy places the organism in Eukaryota, Fungi, Ascomycota, Eurotiomycetes, Chaetothyriales, Herpotrichiellaceae.
AUGCUGCUUCACGAUCGCAGUCCCGACACAUCCCCCUUCAGCGGCCAUAGUCAGCGGCCUUUCACCAGAUCAGUUCAUUCAGAUUUGUCGGUCCAGACGCCAAUGUCUUCCUCCAGCUACAACAAGUCGUUACUGUUUGCGUCCCCGACACCGACCCCCACGGCAGCCUCCAGACAUGAACGACAACAGUCGUAUUCGCCUACGGCGUCCUUCAGCUCUGUCCCCUCCCAUAUGCGGAACAACUCGCUUCAGCGACAGGCGAGUUCAUCCAGUACAUUUGCACCCAAGUUCAUCAAGUCAGAAGAGAUGCGCAAGAGUGAGGACAGAAUCUCAGCCAUCGAAGGGGAGAAUGACUUUUCUGGCAAGCGUUAUGUCUGGGUUAGAGAUCCAGAAAAGGCAUUCAUUCGCGGAUGGAUAACGGAAGACCUACCGGGAAACAAGGUUGCUGUACAGUUCGACAAUGGCUCAACCAUAGAGGCCGAUGUCGAUGAGGUGGAUAAGGUCAACCCGGCGAAGUUCGACAAAGCCGACGACAUGGCUGAACUCACUCAUCUGAACGAAGGCUCAGUCAUCCACAACCUCUACACCCGAUAUCAGGCUGAUCUGAUCUACACAUACUCCGGUCUAUUCUUGGUCGCGAUCAAUCCGUACUGCCCUCUGCCCAUCUACGGCAACGAUUAUAUUCGCAUGUACAAAGGACAAGCGAGGGAAGACACUCGACCCCAUAUCUUUGCCGUUUCUGACGCUGCCUUCCGCCGCUUAGUCGAGGAAGGAGAGAACCAAAGUAUCUUAGUGACGGGUGAGUCAGGCGCAGGCAAAACCGAGAAUACGAAAAAGGUCAUUCAGUACCUGGCUGCGGUCGCGACGUCGGAUUUGGACACGCCCAUAACAGGCAGAACACCAGCCAAACAGCUCUCAAAUCUCUCCCAACAAAUCCUUCGAGCCAAUCCCAUUCUGGAGUCCUUCGGUAACGCUCAGACAGUCCGCAACAACAAUUCGUCUAGAUUCGGAAAGUUCAUUCGUAUCCAAUUCACUCGCUCUGGUCAAAUUGCUGGCGCCUUUAUCGACUGGUAUCUGCUCGAAAAGUCAAGAGUGGUUAAAGUCAGCCAGCAAGAACGAAGUUACCACGUCUUCUACCAGCUGCUGGCCGGAGCAGACCAACGGAUGAGAGAUGCGCUGCUCCUAUCCGGCAUGGAUGUCGAGGACUUUGCUUAUACUCGAGCCGGUAAUGAUACCAUUGGUGGGAUUUCUGAUCGAGACGAGUGGAAUACCCUGAUUGAGGCAUUCCACAUCAUGAACUUCUCCGAGAAGGAGCAAAUGGCCAUUUUCCGAACCGUCGCCGCGAUCUUACACCUGGGCAAUGUUGGCGUCCGACAGGAGAGCAGAGCUACAGACCAAGCUUCACUGACUACCGAAGCGCGAGCAUCUGUAGAUAAGGCCUGUCGGUUAUUGGGUGUGCAAUCUGAGCCAUUCGUCAAAGGUCUCCUGCACCCAAGAGUGAAAGCCGGCCGAGAAUGGGUUGAGAAAGUGCAAACACCGGAGCAAGUGCGUCUUGCACUUGAUGCGCUGUCCAAAGGCAUUUACGAGCGAGGGUUCGGAGACCUGGUGUCGAAAAUCAACAACCAGCUUGACCGAGGUGGUGUUAGCAGCGAUGAUAGCCACUUUAUCGGAGUGCUGGAUCUUGCCGGGUUUGAGAUCUUUGAGACCAACAGCUUCGAACAGCUCUGCAUCAACUACACAAACGAAAAGCUGCAACAGUUCUUCAACCACUACAUGUUCGUCCUGGAACAAGAAGAAUACGCGCGUGAGCAGAUCGAGUGGCAGUUCAUUGACUUCGGCAAAGACCUCCAGCCUACGAUCGAUCUCAUCGAGCUACCCAAUCCUAUCGGCAUUUUCUCCUGCCUUGAUGAAGACUCGGUGAUGCCAAAAGCUACCGAUAAGUCGUUCACCGAAAAACUCAACUCUUUGUGGGAGAACAAGACUACGAAGUAUGCGCCGGCGCGUACUCGGCAAGGCUUCAUCCUGACGCACUAUGCGGCCGAAGUAGAAUACUCGACGGAAGGCUGGCUGGAAAAGAACAAAGAUCCGCUCAACGACAACCUAACCCGCCUGCUUGCCGCGUCGAAAGAUGAGCACAUUGCCAACCUCUUCAGCGACUGUGUGGACGAGGUCGAUGAGCCUUACAGUCCAAGAAGCCGAGUCAAAAAGGGCUUGUUUCGGACCGUUGCGCAGAGGCACAAGGAGCAACUGAGCAUUCUGAUGAGGCAGCUGCAUUCAACACAGCCUCACUUCGUCCGGUGUAUCCUGCCCAAUCACAAGAAGAAACCGAAGCAAUUUGUGGCGCCCUUGGUCCUGGAUCAAUUGCGAUGUAACGGUGUGCUUGAGGGCAUCCGCAUUGCGCGUACAGGCUUCCCGAACAGAUUGACGUUUGCCGAAUUCCGAUCGCGGUACGAGGUCCUUUGCAAAGACAUGCCGAAGGGAUACUUGGGAGGUCAAGAAGCGGCGAAGAUUAUGCUUAAUCGAUUGCAGAUGGAGCAAUCCAACUAUCGAGUUGGUCUGACGAAGGUGUUCUUCCGGGCGGGAGUCUUGGCCGACUUGGAAGAGCAACGAGACGCCUUGAUCCGGGAGAUCAUGUCGAGGUUCCAGUCGAUUGCUCGAGGCUUCAUGCAACGACGCAUGGCCUUCAAGCAGCUUUACCGUGCCGAAGCCACGAGAGUAAUCCAACGAAACCUCAACGUCUACCUCGAUCUCCAAGACAACCCGUGGUGGCGGUUGUUUGUCCGCAUGAAACCCCUGCUUGGAGCCACUCGUACUGCAAGUGAAGUCAAGAGGCGAGACGAAAAGAUUGAGCAGCUGCAGAUUAGGAUGAAACAGGAGGCGGCCGAGAGACAACGAGUUGAAGACGAACGGAGGCGUGCCGAAAUAGAAGCGCACCGCAUCCAGCAAACACUCGAUUCAGAGCGGGCAUUGGCAUUGGACAAAGAAGAGAUCUUCAAGAGGCUUCAAUAUCGAGAGAGUGAGCUCUCCGAGAAGCUAGCUGAAGCCCUGACCGAACAGGAAGCGCUCGAAGACCAACUCGACGAAGCCCUUGAUUCCAAAAAGAAAAUCGACGAGGAGCUGACCACUCGUCGAGAGCAAGUCCUCCAAGCCGGCCAGAUCAUAACGAGACUGGAGGCAGAGAAGAAAGAUCUGCAACGCCAGAUUGAAAAGCUUGAAGACGAGCUCGUGCAUGUGGAAAAGACGCACACGCAGAACGAUGAUCGAUUGCAAACCAUCAGCCAGGAGCUCCGGUCAUUGAAGAGCAACUUGAGCGUGAAGGACCGGAAGAUAUCGGAGUUGGAGGCAAACUUGCAGCAGGCCGAGAAAGAUAAGGAAAGCCGUGCGUCGAGUCUCGAGCAAGAGCUCCGUUCUCUGAAGAGUCAGCUGGCACAGCGCGACCGUGCCUCAGAAGACCUGGAGAAGAAGCUCCAUCGCGCCGAGACUCUGCGCACGGAGGAGAGCAGACGACAAGCCGAAGACUUUGACGUCCAAAUCCGCGCCCUGAAGAACGAACUUAACCAGAAGGAACGCAAGUUGCAGGAUCUGGAAAGCACACUCUCCAAGAUUGACAAAGACGCCGAGGCCAAACUCGCGCGUACGGCCGAUGAGCUUGAUCAGUCCAAGAAAUUGCUCCGGGAAUUGCAGGGCCAGAAUGACGAGCUUAGGAAGCAAGUCACGGCCACGGCGCUUGCUACGUCCAAACACCAAGAAAAUCUCCGUCGGAAAGAGGGCGAGCUUUCGGCUCUGAUGGCAGAUGUUGAGCAACACGAGCGGGAGAAGCUCGAGCUGAGGAGAGAGAAUGAGAAGCUGGCUGGCGGAUUCGAAGAUCUUACCACGAAGAAGAGAGAGGCGCUCGCUGAAAUGGAGAGGUUACGAGAGCAGAGAACCAGGAUGGAACGGGAAGCUGUGGAGGUCAAGAGGUGUCUAGAGAAGGUGAUGCCGUUCUUUACCCAGCAUUUUGCCUAG